Diorhabda carinulata is the source of this 579-nucleotide messenger RNA. RefSeq lists its product as uncharacterized. The transcript has 3 exons. The record is from RefSeq and is a predicted model, not a curated record. NCBI's taxonomy places the organism in Eukaryota, Metazoa, Arthropoda, Insecta, Coleoptera, Chrysomelidae. Bases 55 to 456 code for a protein of 133 amino acids.
UGAAACAUCUAAUGUCAAAUUAGCGAAAGUAUAAGUCAAAAUUUUAAGUUAAAAAUGUUAUCCACCAAAUACUCAAAUAUUCCAGAAGAAUUUUGUAGAAUAAGAACACAGAAACCUAGAAUACGUGAGAAAAUAAAUUACAAGAAAUGGUUAACAGCAAACGAUAGGCAAGACGCAAUUUUAUUGCAAGAAGAAAAAAUGCGUGAAUUACGUGAAUUGAAGAGAAAAAUAGGCGAAGACUUUUUCAAAGUAAAAGAAUCAGCUUUGAAUUAUAAAGCAACCAAACGAAUAAGAGACUUGGCGCAACCAAAAGCCCAUGCUAAAAAAGUUACAGAAGCCACUACGAAAAAUUCUCACGUUAAACCAACAGCAUUAAGAUAUAUGCCAACUAAACGAAUAUUGGAACUGGCGAGACCAAAAGAAAAUUACAUUUCGAGAAGACCAGAUUCUUUCUAGUCAUUUUUGAAUUGAUUUAACUAAUUCAUAUUUUCAAACAGAUUUUUUUUUCUUAGGAAAUGUUUCAUACCUACAACGUAACCAAUUUUUUUAUAAUUAACAAUUAAAAUCAAUUUACAAAAA